Temnothorax curvispinosus is the source of this 1923-nucleotide messenger RNA. RefSeq names its product guanine nucleotide-binding protein-like 3 homolog (gene Ns1). Lineage: Eukaryota; Metazoa; Arthropoda; Insecta; Hymenoptera; Formicidae. Gene Ontology annotation, cellular component: nucleolus. The record is from RefSeq and is a predicted model, not a curated record. The transcript has 8 exons. Gene Ontology annotation, molecular function: GTP binding. Bases 107 to 1813 code for a protein of 568 amino acids.
UUCACUCGGUCGACUCGUUGGAUUCCACGUGGUUUGGUUGCUCGAACGUGUGCUAUAAUCGUGAAAGUAUUGCGAUUAUAUUAGUGAAAUUGUAAUAUCAGCAAGCAUGAAGCUUCGCAAUAAGCAGAGCAAGCGCAUGCCGGCCCGGAAGAGGUACAAGAUCGAGAAGAAGGUCCGCGAGCACAAUCGAAAAAUGAGGAAGGAGGCCAAAAAGCAUUCUAAAAAAAAAGCCAAGAUGACGGAAAUACCGAAUCAGUGUCCGUUCAAAGAAGAUAUACUAAAGGAGAUAGAGGUAAUGAGAAAGCAACAAGAGGAAGAGAAACAGAAGCAGAGGGAAGCGGCGCGUGAGAGAAAACGUGAGGAAAUCGCCAAGGGUGGUCUCCAAGGAUUGGUUAACCAGGCCGAGAAGAAGCAGUUAACACACAGGCCCAUGGAAGUAGAUUCUGAUCAAGUAAAAAGUGCCGUUGCUAAGGAAGAAAAUUCGCUCAAGGCUUAUUACAAGGAAUUCAAAAAGGUUUUGGACGCAGCCGAUGUCAUUCUUGAGGUUGUGGAUGCUCGUGAUCCACUGGGAACACGAUGCAAAGAGGUGGAAGAAGCAGUCCGAUCUGCAAAGGGAAACAAGAGACUAGUGUUAGUUCUGAACAAGGCUGAUUUGAUUCCCAGAGACAACUUAGAUCAAUGGUUGAAAUAUUUGAGGGUCAGCUUGCCUGCUGUGGCAUUUAAGUCAUCCACUCAAAAUCAAGCAAAUCGAUUAGGUAGAAGAAAGUUAGGAAAGAAAACGGAAUCCAUGAUACAGAGCAACACCUGUUUCGGGGCAGAAUUGCUCCUGUCGUUACUUGGGAAUUAUUGCAGAAACAGUGAUAAUGUGAAAACAAGUAUCAGAGUGGGUGUUGUUGGUUUGCCAAACGUAGGGAAAUCUAGCGUUAUUAAUUCUUUGAAACGCAACAAAGCGUGUAACGUGGGAAAUAUACCAGGAAUAACGAAAACGAUGCAAAUUGUUCAGUUAGAUUCUAAAAUAAAAUUAUUAGAUUCUCCUGGUAUAGUAUUCGCUAAUUCGGAUGAAAAUUCCGAUGAUACAUCUGUAGCUCUCAAAAAUGCAGUAAGAAUUCAAGCGUUGAAAGAUCCUUUUGCGCCAGCAACUGCAAUUUUAAAAAGAGUUUCGCGACAACAGAUAAUGGAAUUAUACAAUGUGCAAGAUUUUUCUACGCCGGAUGAAUUUUUCGCAAUGAAAGCAGCACGAAUGGGAAAAUAUAGGAAAGGUGGGGUGCCUGAUGCGACUGCUGCUGCGCGUGGCAUUAUUGAGGAUUGGAACUCCGGAAAAAUCAGAUAUUAUACAGUACCGCCGGAACAAUCGGUAUGUCACAUAUCCGCCGAGAUAGUCAGUCAAAUGGCUAAAGAAUUCGACAUCGAAAGUUUCGCUGCGGAAGAAAGAAUGAUGCUCGAUAAUUUCGCAACGGAUUCUGCGAAUAAUCCCACUACAGAUCCUGUGCUGAUCAAUAGUACAGGGCCUGUCACGGCGGCAAUGGAGAUCGAAAUGCAAAAGGAAACGGAAUACAAAGUGCAGAAGAAAUUAAAAAAGAAGUUGCAAGACACAAAGAAAGAUAUGUCUGGUGAGAGAAAGAAGAAACCAGAUCCACUUUUCGAGAUAGAAGGCAAUCAAAAAUUGAACAAGCUUAAAAAACUUCAAUUCAAGAAGGAAAAGAAAGCACGAGUAAGAAGAGAAAAAGCUGCUACUAAGCUGGCGGGACAGCUUGAAGGAUUUAAAUUGACUUCCAAUGAUUAUGACUUCAAUACAGAUUUUACAAAUGCGUAGAUUAUUUUCAAAUGUAUUUCGUGUACAUCAUGAACGUGUAUACGUGUAUGUAUACAGUAUACAUGUAUGAUGUUUAUAUCACAUAUAUAUUAUAUAAUAAUACGCGUAUA